Molecule: messenger RNA, 2023 nt
Organism: Pecten maximus
Lineage: Eukaryota; Metazoa; Mollusca; Bivalvia; Pectinida; Pectinidae
Product: poly(A)-specific ribonuclease PARN-like
Exons: 22
Coding region: 13-1839 (608 amino acids)
Biological process (GO): nuclear-transcribed mRNA poly(A) tail shortening
Cellular component (GO): nucleus; cytoplasm
Molecular function (GO): RNA binding; poly(A)-specific ribonuclease activity; metal ion binding
Source: RefSeq, a predicted model, not a curated record
GCGGCUUGGAAAAUGGAGAUCACACGAAAAAAUUUUAAACAGAGGCUAAAUUUUGUCACAGAAUCUAUCAAUAGUGCCGAUUUUUUGGCUGUUGAUGGGGAAUUUACAGGGUUGGAUUCAAAUAAUGGUGGUCAUGCAAUGCCUUUUGACACACCAGAAGUGCGUUACCAGCGAGUAAGACAGGGUGCUUGCGAUUUUCUUCUCCUGCAGUUUGGCAUUUGCACCUUUCAUUAUGAUGAAGCAAAAAUGUUAUAUGAAGCGAGACCAUUCAAUUUCUACCUCUUUCCUCGUCCAUACUCACGAACCGGUCCUGACAUUCGCUUCAUGUGCCAGAGUUCAAGUAUAGAGUUUCUGGCAUCUCAAGGGUUUGAUUUUAACAAAGCAUUUAAAGAUGGUAUAUCUUACUUGACACCUGGUGAUGAGGCUAAUCUACGUGAGGCACUACAGCAGAAACAUCAGCAAUUUUCCCAGUUCUCCUCUCCAGCAUUUGUCACACCAGACGGAGUCUCUCAAGGGACCUCAAAGGGGCCAGUCAGCAUUCCGGACGAGCAGAAGGAAUUCAUCAAAGAAAUUUGUGAGAAAGUUUCUGAUUUUAUUGAAAAGUUAACUGAAGACAAACUGAGCUUGCCAUCCUGUAAUGGUUUUCAGAGGAAGCUGAUAUACCAGUCUUUACGAGCUCAGUUUCCAUCAGGUAUACACUUGGAGACUCAGACAGGUGAGAAGAAGGAACGACACAUUGUUGUGACGAGGAUAAAGAGUGAGGAAGACAUGAAGAGACGAGAGGCUGAGAAGCAGGCUGCAGAAGUGGCUGAUUUGGACAAUGCUGUAGGAUUCACCAAAGUCAUUCGUGCUAUAUCACAGUCUGGUAAAUUGGUAGUAGGACACAACAUGAUGCUGGACCUCAUUCACAUACUACACCAGUUCUUCUACCCACUCCCAGAGAGCUAUGAAGAAUUCAAAGACAUGUGCAUGUCUGCCUUUCCCAAAAUGUUAGACACUAAACUUAUGGCUAGCACCAGUCCCUUUAAGGACAGAAUAAUGAGCACAGUUCUGGCUGAUCUUCAAAAGAUACUGGAGAACAAACCCUUCCAGAAGGCACAGGUUGAAAUAGCAGAAAAGUUCUCCAAAUAUACGACAGAGAAGGGCCCACUCCAUGAGGCAGGGUAUGAUGCCUACCUGACAGGAAUAUGUUUCAUCUGUAUGUCAAACUUUCUAGGUACUUUCCAGAAUCCAUCACAGGACAUUGUUCCACCAUCUUCACCCCUCGUCCAGCCAUUUACCAACAAACUGUUCCUGAUGCGAGUUUAUGAUAUCCCAUAUCUUAACCUAGGUGGCCAAGAUUUGACUCCAAACAGAGACCAUGUGUUCCAUUUAACAUUUCCCAAGGAGUGGAAGACCAGUGAUAUUGUUCAUCUAUUCUCUCCCUUUGGUGGUUCACAGAUAUUCUGGCUAAACGAUACAUCGGCAUUCGCAUCACUUCAUUUUAAAGAAGAUGCACAAAAAGCACUGCAGAGCCUGCGUCAACCUGGAACAGUGUACACUAUCAGGACCUUCCAGCAGUACCAACACAGCAAGGAAGGUGGCCAGAUGGCGUCUCGCAAACGGUCGACAACCAGCACAGAAAACAACAUUGCAAACAAGAAAAGAAAGUCCCUCAAUGUUGAAGCUGCCCCAUUUGUAUCUAGGUCAAUCACACCUCCAAUCCCAGAGGAAAAUACAGAGAACAUUGAUGAACCAAACGGAAAACAUACAGACAACACUAAAGCUAUGGAAACAGAAAGUAGCAAUGUUGAAGACAAGAAAGCUGAGCAGAUGUUUGUGGAGCCAGAGGUUUGGUGAUGUGACCUUUGACCUACAGGACAAAUACAAAGUGCUAGUGACUACAAAUAAAUGUUGUGAUGGGAAGCGUUUUGUUCAGUACUUAACAAUAUGAUGUUUAUACUGAAAGAAAUGUUGCAAUAUUUUCAUUGAUGAUUAUAGUGGAAAAAGAAACAACAUAAUGAAAUAAAUAUUUAAAAACCUA